CUCGGACUGGCAUACAGUUUCACAGUCAACUCUGAUUCAUCACAACUCAACUUCUUCCCUCUAGCUAGCCACACCGAUAGCAUACAGUAUCAACAGUCCCUUGAACAUGGCGGAGAGUGGACAACUUGAAACCGAGCAGGACACGGAGAAGAUUGAGGAGAUAAGAUUUAGGUUCAAGAAUGAGUACAUCCAAGAAACUUCAGAUAAGUAUGAUUCCAGAGAUGUGGACAGAUUACAAAAGGAUGAUGCUCUAGUGGAAGGAUACCUGACAUGGAGACAGUUUUCCAUCGAUGACGCCUUGAAAAUGAUUGAUGAAAGCUUUCAGUGGAGAAAGGAAUAUGGUGUGAAUGAUAUCUGUGAGAAUACUAUUCCAAAGUGGAUGUUUGAGACUGGUGCCGUCUUUCUCCAUGGUUACGACAAGGAGGGCAACAAGCUAUUCUGGUUCAAAGUCAAGUUGCAUACCAAGGAUGCAAAGACGAUCAUGGACAAGAAGAAGUACGUGGCUUUCUGGCUGGAGCGUUACGCCAAGAGAGAACCAGGGAUGCCCCUCACCGUUGUGUUUGACAUGUCGGAGUCUGGUCUCAGCAACAUUGACAUGGAUUUUGUAAAGUACAUCAUUAAUUGCUUCAAAGUGUAUUACCCAAAGUUCCUAUCCAAAAUGAUCAUAGUGGAUAUGCCUUGGAUCAUGAGUGCUGCAUGGAAGAUUGUGAAGACAUGGCUUGGUCCAGAAGCCAUUAGCAAGCUCAAGUUUGCAUCCAAAAGUGAUGUGCAGAACUUUAUCGGGCCGGAGUAUUUGCCAUCCCACAUGGGAGGAACGGACUCCUUCAAGUACAGCUAUCCCCCUCUUCCUGACGACGACUUCCAGACACCCAUUUGUGAGAAUGGACCAAUCGUUAGUGAGGACGACAACGAGAGUAAAGACGGUGAAUCAGAGUGCAAGGAUGUCCUGGAGUCCAGUUACAGCUCUGAAGUGGCUGUAAAGCCCAAAAAGGUCAACUUCCAGGAAGACAGUCUGAAGUUGGACGACAGUGACAAAGGAGACAGCCGGACCAAAGGAGCCAGGAAGCCACUAACCACCUUCAAGGGCCCCCUUCUGCACGUUAGUCCAGCAGAGGAACUCUGCUUUGGCUCCAAAGACACGGAAAAGAAAUGCCUCAUUGUCCUGACCAACGUCACCAAGGAUCAAGUGGCCUUCAAGGUACGAACCACAGCACCUGAGAAAUACAGAGUGAAGCCCAGCAAUGCAACCUGUGAACCAGGGGCUUCGCUGGACAUAGUGGUGUCCUUACAUGGAGGAUAUCAGGCUUCUCUGCAGGAUCGCUUCCUGGUGAUGGCUGCUGAGAUGGAGCAGAAUGCCGGCUCGCCAGAUCUCACCCAGUUCUGGAAGGACGUUCCCAAAACCAGGGUCAUGGAGCACAGAUUGCGCUGUCACGUCCUGGAGAGCAGUAGGCCCUCCCCGAGCUAUCAGGCGGACAACCCUAUGGAAGCAGGAACCAAUGGGCAUCAGGACCUUCAAACAAUGCUGAUGCGUCUGAUGGCCAGUAACUCCCGGUUGGAGCAGAAUAUGAACGAGUGUCUCUGGGUGCAGAAGGUCCUCAUGGGUCUGGUGCUGAUCCUGUGUGUGUUCAACCUCCUCUGCCUCUACCUGCUAGGCACCGGAGGGCAGCCCUCCUGACCUGCCCCAGUUGCUUACACAGAGACUUGCCUGUCCUCCUGAGGCAGAGGCAGGUCAGAGGCUAGCCUGCGGAUGACUGCUUCUGGACUCACUGAUAAAACAAGAGCAGGUAGGUCCUACCUCAAGGGCUGUCUGUUGUCAUGCAGAGAAAGACUUUCUCUGGUAGCAGUGAAAUAGGAACGUGCGAUAAUGCCGCGUUUUCGGUUGCCCAGGAGAUUCGCUCUCAUCACCUUCGGGCAUUUGAGAGUUACAGUAGCAGAGACUCUUAAUCCUGUGACGUGAAAUCAAUAAUGUAUUUUUUAUGACUGAUCAUGGAUCUUUAAAUGAAAGACUAUUUAUUACAAAGCUCACAUCAUGUACUGUAGAAAAAUCCAUAAUUAUUUUCUGAUUCUAUUGUAUAAUAUUUCUUUUGGAUACAUUAUAUAACUAUAUGAACAAGAA
Molecule: messenger RNA, 2116 nt
Organism: Hypomesus transpacificus
Lineage: Eukaryota; Metazoa; Chordata; Actinopteri; Osmeriformes; Osmeridae
Gene: mospd2
Product: motile sperm domain containing 2
Exons: 15
Coding region: 107-1675 (522 amino acids)
Source: RefSeq, a predicted model, not a curated record